Molecule: messenger RNA, 856 nt
Organism: Pelagomonas calceolata
Lineage: Eukaryota; Pelagophyceae; Pelagomonadales; Pelagomonadaceae
Source: the annotation of a GenBank genome assembly
AACUUUUGUUGCGCUCUGUUGUGGCCUUGAGGGCAUGGAUAUGUCAAUGUAGGUGUAGGAGGACACUGCUUAUAUCGCAAGCGGUCGUUUUCCAGCGAGAGAGCUGCAACUGCACUGCGCGAAUUCAAGUAAUCAGUCUGGGCUCUCAGGAGACAUGGCGCACACACCAACACUCUGCGCGCUGUUGAUAACCGCCGCGACAGCGUUGUACCACGGAGCACCACAACGCAGUAGUACACGAAGGCGCGCGGCCGCGGUCGAAGACAUCGAUCCGUUCGCGGUGCUGGGCCUCGACGCCGGCGCUCUCGCGGUGCUGGACACUGCGGCCCGUGCCAAAGAGGUACGACGGGCGUACCGCAAGGCCGCGCUCGACAGCCAUCCGGACACGUCCGCGCUGGACCGCGCCGACCGGUUCUCGCUCGUGCAGCGGGCGGCAGACCUGCUGCGACAGGACGACGUGCUGGACCGCCUCGUGGCCGGGGGCGCCGCCGGCGCACGGAAAGCUCAGGAUGACAAGCUAUCGCGGCUCUGGCGCGACGAGGUCCGCGAGUGGAGCGUCGAGCGGCUGUCGGAGCACCUCCGGGCGAAGGGCCUCUCCGACGACGUUAUUGACGCAUUCGCGGAGGAGGAGGUUGACGGUCGGGAGGUCGUGGGUCUCGAGAUGUGGGGCGGCGCGGACACGGACGGCUACAUCUGGUCGUUGCGCUGGCUUGGCACGGAGGAAGAGGCCGUCGCGGCGCGCACCGAGGAGGUCCUCCGCGACCUCAUUCGACGGGACGUCAGCAGCAACUUUAAGCACGACGCCUGGGCGCAGCAGGCGAACGCGCAAGGGGGGAACUGGAAAGUCUAAAUGUAA